This is a messenger RNA of Theileria orientalis strain Shintoku, 2418 nucleotides long. RefSeq names its product minichromosome maintenance protein. Gene Ontology annotation, molecular function: single-stranded DNA helicase activity; ATP hydrolysis activity; ATP binding. NCBI's taxonomy places the organism in Eukaryota, Apicomplexa, Aconoidasida, Piroplasmida, Theileriidae. Gene Ontology annotation, cellular component: MCM complex; nucleus. The record is from RefSeq and is a predicted model, not a curated record. The coding region runs from base 1 to 2418 and encodes 805 amino acids. The transcript is spliced from 14 exons.
AUGUCAAGUUCUACUGACGUUAUUAGUGUCAUAUCGCAGCUCUAUAUAUCCGAUCUAGAAAUAGAUGCUUCGGAGUUUAAAAAGCGUCUGGACCAAUGGGUUAACUUUUUUAUGACGCACUGGAAUCUCCUAAUAGAACCCGUAAGUUUAGACAGAAAUAACGAGUUUGUUGUUACAAAUCAGGUCAAGGAGGAAUUUUUUGAAACGCACGUGUUAAGACUAAAUUAUGAACAGCUGUUAGAAUUGGACGUGCCGCCCUCAGUGGAGGCGUUUAAGAAGGAUUUCUAUUCAACUCCAGAGCUGACGCUUUCAGCAAUGUCGGCCUCUUUGCACAUUUACACCUGUUACUACCUCCGGUCAAACAAAGAUGACACUGAGAAAAAGAAGGAAGAGAGCAGUUGCAUGUAUCUGAAUAAAAUAAACAACGUUGGCUUGAACAUGAAGAUAAAGGACUACUUGAUAAUUAACAAUGUAAACAACGAAAAUGCAGUAAACGAUAAAGCUAAUGCAAUUUACGAUGCAAUGAAGAAGGAAGUGGCUGACAAUGAGCUGAAUAACCUGUUAAACGGAGAAGGAUUGGACAAAUACAUUCACUUCAACGAAAUUAAAAACCAGAAUGUGAUAGUGAGAGUGUACAACUACAAGCCGGUGACGAAGUUUGUAAACCUGAGAAGCCAUACAGUGGGAUGCGUGGCCUCAAUAAUGGGCCAGAUCAUCAGAAUAAGUAAGCCGAAGACGCUGGUGACCUCAGCACUCUUCACGUGCUGCAAGUGCGACAAGAGCUUCUUCAAAAGGUUCAAGAUGGGCCUGUUCGAUCCCCCGACGAAAUGCAUACAAAAAAGCUGCGACAGUAGAUUCUUCAUAAUUAACAGGCACUACGUUAUAACGACAAUCUAUCAAACGCUAAGGUUGCAGGAGUACAUGCUGAGAAACAACUGUAUGGAUACCUCAAAGACAAAUUCAGUACUGGACAUACAAGUGGCAGACGAUUUGGUAGGUCGGUACAACCUGGGAAACGUAUUAAACGUAAUCGGAAUAAUUAAAAUGAACACGACCAGUAACGUAAACCUGUACAAGGACAACAAGCUGAUAUACAAAAUGUACCUAAGCACAGUGUCAGUGAAUGUGAUAAGCAAUAAAAACUGCAUAAUCGUCAACAACAACAGUGGCUCAGGAGCCAGCGAAAAGGAGGACUACAACACGUUCAUAAAGGACAUAUACUACAACGAGCCGAAUAGGUUUUAUUUGGUGGCAACAUCGCUGUUUCCAAGCUUAAAAGGAAAGUAUUAUCAAAAAGUUGGACUAUUACUGAGUUUGCUGGGAGGAGUCAACAUCUACGACGAGUAUAAAAACAUUAAAAAAAGAGGCACUAUUCACGUGUUAUUGAUAGGAGAGCCAGGAGUAGGAAAGAGUCACAUGUUAUCGUGCAUAUCAACGUCCCUAGGCAAUCACAUGGUCAGUGCAUCAAAUAUCACAAACUCGGGGCUGACAGCAGGACUAGUAAAGGAUAACAAUGAGUUUAACCUGGAGGCGGGAAUACUUGUGCUAUUAAACAAUUCGACGCUCUGUAUAGACGAGUUGGAUAAGUUAAACUCAACGGACAUAUUGUUGGAAGUAAUGGAAGCGCAAAGAGUUAGCAUCGCAAAAGGAGGAAUAGUUAAAACACUUAAGGCACAGACAACACUAAUAUGUGCAGCAAAUCCAAUUCACUCUAAGUUCAAUAAAAAUCUAGUGGAUAAUAUUAAACUGUCGAAGACCCUGUUGAGUAGAUUUGAUCUCGUUUUUCUUUUGAUAAACGAUAAAAGCGAUUACGAUGAUUAUUAUGACGUUAAUAAAAAUGAGGAAACGGACUUGAUAAGGAAGUUGAAGUCAUUUACAAAAUACGACUUUUUGAAUAAUAUUCUCAUUAAUGAGUAUAUUGAAUACGGAAGGAGGUAUAUUAAUCCAACGUUUACAAAAGAAGCGAAGGAAGAAUUAAAUUUAUUCUUUAAAGAACUGAUAGAAUUGAAUAAAGAUAACACAAAUAUACUAAAAUUAACGACGAGGCAACUGCAAGGACUAAUAAGAUUGUGCCAGAGCCGGGCGAGAGGAGACUUAAUGAAAGUAGUAACAAAGGAACACGUAAAGGACGUUGUCGAAGUGUUUAAAAACACAGUGUACUAUCCGACCUUUAUGAACAUAUUUGAAAGCAGCAGUGUGCAGAGCAUAAAUGAUAAAAAGGGAAAGAAGGACCUGAUUAAAAUAUUCAUAAACGAGUUAAAGACACUGCUAAAUAAUAAAACGGGAGAAAUGUGCCAACUGGCAAGAGAUGUAAUCAGUAAAAACAAAUCAACAAUGGAAGCAGAGGAGCUAGUAUACAGAGUAAACAACCUGGGAUACAUACUGAAGCAGGGAACGAAUUGGAAGACGAAUUUAUAG